UGUGGGUGAUUUUCAAGGAAGGCAAGAACAAUCAAAUCUGUAAAUCUAUACGUAGGAUGCACACUACGGCGGACAUUUGUACCUAACAGUUGUAGCACAUUGCUGGAUAGCAGCAGAGUCAAACUGUUUUAAAAAUAGUGGAUAGCCAUCCACUCCUUAGAAGAGUCUAGUAUGUAAGAAAUUAUCUGAACGAAUGAUCGAACAAACAGACAAACGAAUAAACAAACGACGUUGGGUUAUAAGUCACGGUAUAUAACCUUCAAUGACUCGUGUAUAACAGUAAUUACAUUAUUCAUUACUAAGUUUUGUUGUCUAUGAUCGGAUUAAUUUGACUUCAAUUAGAAAAGAGAUGAAUUAUAAUACCAUGAGACAUAGGUAGUCAUUUAUUGCACAGAAAUGGAGAAGGAGAGAGAAGUUGUAGAGAUACACAGAUAUAAAAUCAAGCUGCAAUCAAGAGAAAAAAAGGAAGGACUAAACUAAAAACUAAGUAUUAUCAGUAUUGUCUGCCAUAUGCCUAGCCGUUGCAUAUCAUAAAGUUGAUUUAUGUUCCAGGGAAGUUAAAGGAAGAUACCAAGAGGUUUGUGUUACUUGUGGUUUAAGUAUUAUAUCAUUAACGAAUAGAAAUGUUCUUUUAGCUACCUAGAUUCUUAACUCGAAAGCUAGUUGAACAAAAGCGUUUCGUACAAAGCUACAGGGAUAGUUGACGAACCAAUCCAUUAUAAAGAUUACAAAGAAAAUGUCGGCUUCAAAUAACAGUACAAACAACAAUAAUGGAAACUUCACAGCCGAACUCCCAACGCUUUUUUCUCUUCCAACAGUUUGUAUGUUCUUUACACUGUACAGUUUAGUGUUAUUGAUUGGAAUUCUUGGCAACGUCUUAACCUGUGGAGUCAUUUUACUUCGCAAGUCAAUGCGAAGGUCGAUACAUUUUUAUACGUUCAAUUUAGCCACAUGCGACCUCCUGAUAUUGUUAUUUUAUGUUCCAAAUCAAUUAGCCUACAUAUAUGAGCAAAUGAACUGGAAGAUGGGUUUAGCAAUGUGUAAAAUCAGUUAUUUUAUUUUACCAAUAGCUCUGGUUAGUACCAUAGGAACACUACUAGCCAUCACUAUAGAUCGAGCAAGAGGAUUGUUGCAGCCGUUUAGAUGGCGCUCAGAUUCAACAAGAAUCGCAAAAAUCGCUAUUCCAAUUAUAUGGUUCUUUUCUAUAAUUUUAAACAUUCCAAUGUUUAUUGUACCCCAAGUUAUGCAGCACCAGAUUUACACAGUAUGCUCAGAAGUAUGGCCGAACACAAAAAUUGAGACAUAUUAUUGGUUCAGCAUGUUUAUUGUUGUCUUCGCCAUUCCAUUGGCCAUCAUCUUUAUACUCCAUGUGGUAAUGGUAGCCAUAAUACGGAAAGAAGAAAAUGUAGUUCAUCGAAGACACAAUAAGAAAAUGAUGCACUUGACAGUUGCGGUUGUUAUUGUUUUUACAGUUUCAACUGGUUUUCAGCAUGUUUACUUUUUUUUAACCGUAUACGGGGAAAUAUCGUUGAAAAUUAAAGAAGCUGCCCUGCUUUACUGCAUAUCAAACUUUGUUGUCUCGCUUCAAGCUUCUUUGAAUCCAAUUAUUUACGGCACGCUACGUCACGAUUUCCAAAAAGCAUUCAAAAGCAUAUUCGUUAAAUUGAUGGACAAAUUAAAACUGCAUAAUUUCUUCUGUUUUUCAUUUGGGGGAGCAAUGACAACGGCUACCUCAGUGAACUCCUUGUCGAUAUACAUGCCCCGAUUGGAUUGUCACAAUGAACCAGCUAACCAUAAAAAUCUAUCAAUUCUCAAUUUUGGCAAUACUAGCCAGUGUACAGAAUACGAAAGAGCUUGCUCUAAAGUAAGAUUUCUCGACGUAGAAAAUGAUCAAUGCGAUGAUGAACUAGAUUUUAAUGGAAAUCCAUCUAAAGUGGAUCAUCGUUUAUUAGGCUUCAGUGGUAAAGAUUCUUUGAAUUUUGGGUUUAAUUUUGAGACUACGUUUGCAGAAACGCCUAGCUAUGAAAUAAUCAAAGACAUGAAAGAAACUAUCUUGUGACUGCUUUUGUUAUAGAUGACUAGCUUUAAAAUCGAUUACUCUUGACAAAGGAACUUCACAACUUGUUAACAAGAAAAGCCUUUUGUAUAGAAUUUACAGUACCUACUUAACAGCUAGCUAGCUAUGCAAUAAAUAGAAGUAUUAAACCUUCAAAAAUAUGUAUAUAAAAUUCCCAUGUAUUAACGCAAUAUAAGCUUAAGAACUGUAACAUUGGUUCACAUAGACAACAAAAAUGGUUUUAAACGUCCUCGCUCCAGUCUACUUUUAAACAGUUCAUUUACCCUUUUAUUAGGAAUCGGUUUUUUCGAAUUUUUAGAUUUUUUUGCAUGCAUUAGUAAAUGGAUGCAUGGAUUUUUUUUCACGCUGGGCGAUAUGUUCAGCAGGUCUAAAAACUUCCCUAUCUGAGCUCGAAGAUCCAUUAUGCUUAUACUGUGAUGGAAUAAAUUUUCGCGUGAAUAAACUUUCGGGAGAAUUAAAUUGCGUGAUUCGAUAUUUUUUUUUAUUAUUAGAUUUCGCAAGAAUUUAGUUUUGCCAAUGGAUGAUUUCAA
Hydractinia symbiolongicarpus is the source of this 2607-nucleotide messenger RNA. RefSeq names its product putative neuropeptide Y receptor type 6. The transcript is spliced from 2 exons. NCBI's taxonomy places the organism in Eukaryota, Metazoa, Cnidaria, Hydrozoa, Anthoathecata, Hydractiniidae. The coding region runs from base 737 to 2059 and encodes 440 amino acids. Gene Ontology annotation, molecular function: G protein-coupled receptor activity. Gene Ontology annotation, cellular component: membrane. Gene Ontology annotation, biological process: G protein-coupled receptor signaling pathway. The record is from RefSeq and is a predicted model, not a curated record.